GAUGGCGGCUCCCAUGGCUGCUCCCGUGGCCGCGGCCGCCGCCCGGGCCCUGCGCUGGGGCUGCGGGGCCGCCGCGACCGCACCGCUCCGGCCGCGAACAGGCUGCCUCCCGGGGAGCCGCUGGAGCGGGAACUGGGCGCUGGGAGCGGGAGCGGCGCUGGGCAGGAUCCUGAGCGUCCCGGCCCGCUGGAGCGGGAACAGCUCGGCGCUGGGCAGUCUCCUGGGCAUCCCCGCCGAGGCACCGCCCGCCCCCCUGGGCCAGCACCCGCCGCCCGUGGCCACCAGCAAAGAGGAGCAGAAGCGGCUGUUGCAGCACCGGCCCGACCAGCCCCAGAACCCCAAGGUGCUGAGGAUCGCCAUCAUCGGCGCCCCUAACGCCGGGAAAUCCACGCUCUCCAACCAGCUCCUGGGCAGGAAGGUUUUCCCAGUCUCCAAGAAGGUUCACACAACCCGGUGCAAAGCCAGGGGGGUCAUCACACACGAGGACACUCAGCUGAUCAUUCUGGACACACCUGGCCUUACUAAUCCAUUAAAAGUCAAAAGACAUAAUUUAGAGAAAGCCAUGCUGACAGACCCGUGGGACAGCAUGAAACAUGCGGAUUUAGUUCUGGUUUUGGUGGAUGUGUCGGAUCACUGGACAAGGAACGCUCUGAGCAAGGAGGUGCUGAAGUGUCUGUCACAGUUUCCCCACAUCCCCAGUGUCCUGGUCCUGAACAAGGUGGACAUCCUGAAGAAGAAGUAUCUCCUGCUGGACAUAGUAACUGACCUAACAGAGGGAAUUGUAAAUGGAAAGAAACUGGAAGUGAAAUCUGCGUUUAAAAGUGAUUCCAGUUCUUCAGCCAAGCCUCCUCUUCAAAUCACUCAGGCUUCUCCUGCUGGGAGCAGGGCCCCAGGGUCUCCCUGUCGUCAGGGAAUGGAUCAGGCCCAGGAAGGCUCUGGUUUGGACAACAGCAGGGGUGUGAGGGAUGCCAAAUCCAGCCCUGUCACAGAGGAAGCCCAAGGGCCAAAGCAGUAUGGACACAAGGAUCUUAAAGAUAUGAAAGGCUGGCCAAACUUCCAGGAGAUCUUCAUGCUGGCAGCUCGCCGUGGGGAGGAGGUGGAUACCCUCAAGCAAUACCUCCUGAUGCAAGCCAAGCCAGGCCCCUGGGAGUUCCACAGCGACGUCCUGACCAGCCAGUCACCUCAGGAGGUCUGUGACAACAUCAUCAGGGAGAAGGUCCUGGAGUACCUGCCCUUGGAGGUGCCCUAUGGCGUGACUCAGGUGACAGAGAUGUGGGAGGAAGGAGAGUGUGGGGAGCUCCUCAUCGUGCAGAACCUCUUGGUCCCAAGGAAGUCUCAUAUGAGGAUGUUGAUUGGAAAAGGAGGUGAAGUCAUCAGCAAGAUUGCUCAGGAGGCUGGGCAGGACCUGAUGAACGCUUUCCUGUGCGACGUCCGCUUGAAGCUCAGGGUGGAGGUGAAGAGUUGAGUGUUUUGAGAGCCGCUGAACUCUCUGAUCAUGUGGAGAAACAGAUCCCUGUGUUCCCCUGUGGGUAUCUUGUCCAGAAACAGAGGAUGAUGGAAUUAAUACAGUGGGCUGAAGUGGAAUAUGUAGUUCUUCGAGAGAAUGGCCCAAACUGAAAAUAAAUCUUCAGACCCUCUACUGCACCUGGCCUUGUGGAAGCUGGGAUGGACAUCAGAGAACCAGCUGCACUCAUGGUUCUAGUACUGCAUUUACAGAGCUGCCAUCCACUUCUUUUGGGCUGUGUCUUGCAUUCUUGGUCACAGGUUUUUAUACCUGGAAGUUCAGGACCAUCUCCUGUCUUUUAGCAGACACAGGGUUGCAGUGAAGGAUGAUUAGCACACCUUUGUCUUCCCUUCUCAAGGCUGAACCACUCCAGUGUGAUCACACAGGAGGAACAGGCUACCCCAGCCCACACUAUGGUUUUACAUUGGCUUUGCUCCCUGCCCUGUUGAAGUUCAUGGGUGUAGGGGGUCAGUUUAAAGAAUUUACUGGCAGCUGAAACAUCUGUAAUGCCUGAAGGGCUUGUCUGUCAUGCAAAACCAGCGUGGACCCCCUUUUUAGGAAUUUGAAUACUUCAAUUUGAAUACUUCCCCAGAGUUACUUCAAAGCCCUUUUUCUUGCACCAGGGCUGCAGAUACAAACAUAGAAGCUGUUGCAGCUAAAGAAAAGCCCAAAGUGGGAACAGCAGCAGGUUCUGCAGCCUGGGGGGUAACAGGGUUUGGGGAUGGAGAGUAGCUGGCAUAGGUGAGGCUGGAGGAGCAGGGCUGGGCUGGUGAGAGAGAUGCUGUUACCAUUCUGAGCUGCUGAAGGAUUCUGGAAUGUGAGAUCAUCUGAAAACCAGGUUGGAAAGCCUCCACAGAGUGUCCCUCCUUGUUUCCUGAGAUGUAGGGGCUGCUGUGGUCCCUCGAAUGCUGCUCUCCAACUUUUGUAUUUUCCUUGGAAUAAAAUGAGGUCCCAGCACAA
Molecule: messenger RNA, 2464 nt
Organism: Myiozetetes cayanensis
Lineage: Eukaryota; Metazoa; Chordata; Aves; Passeriformes; Tyrannidae
Gene: ERAL1
Product: Era like 12S mitochondrial rRNA chaperone 1
Exons: 11
Coding region: 2-1465 (487 amino acids)
Biological process (GO): ribosomal small subunit assembly
Cellular component (GO): mitochondrial matrix
Molecular function (GO): rRNA binding; ribosomal small subunit binding; GTP binding
Source: RefSeq, a predicted model, not a curated record